AUGUCACUAGAUCAUUGUAAAAAUUUGGCCUACUAUCUACUAACUACAAAUUAUGCUCCAUAUCAAAAUGAAAAGUUGCAACACUUGUUUGGUGAUAUUAAUGAUGAUAAAAGUAGUAAAGCACAGAGAAAACCUCUUUCGAAAGCUCCUACUACUGCAAACACCACUAACAGUGUUACUGUCAACAUAUCAUAUGGAGAUAAUUCCUUGCCUGUAUUAUCUAAAAAUACUCAACAAAAGAAACAUUAUAAUUUCUUAAUAAAAAUGCUUAAACGUGACAGUCUCUUACCAGAAUCACUAUGGAAUAACGUUUAUAAUCAACUAUGUGAUAAUUUUGUUUGUGAAUUAAAUUCUUUGCAUCGGAAUUUUCAUCAACUCACAUCUACAAGUGCAUUUGUUAAUUAUGUUAUUCAAUAUCUGGGACGUUCAUUUAGCAUGAAACAUAAUAUUAUUCAGUUAACCGAUAUUGGAUUAUCAGAGUCAUUUAAACAUAAUAUUGACAAUACUUCAGUGAGUAAUAAGCUUCGUUUAGUUUGUGUUAAAAAAGUUUGA
This is a messenger RNA of Schistosoma margrebowiei, 552 nucleotides long. Lineage: Eukaryota; Metazoa; Platyhelminthes; Trematoda; Strigeidida; Schistosomatidae. The record is from the annotation of a GenBank genome assembly.